AUGCAAUACGUCUCGAGGAGCAAUUCAAGCUACCCAUGGAAUUGCAUCUUCGCAUGGUUAUGGACUGCGUCUCCGCUGUUGGCUACAGCUACCUAUGGAACUGCGUUUUCGCAUGCUGAGUCUAGGAAAACGGGACUAAUCGACAAUUUCUGGAUGAAACGUCGCAAUUUUAUUAAAUAUGAAGAUAUGAAGGAUGAAAAACAAUCGGGUUUUAAAGGGGAAAUUUCAACAAAAGAUAAAGUUUUAAAACGUAUAAGAAUAAAUGAAUACUUUCCAGUUACUCUACAAUGUGAACAAGAUCAGCCACCACAAACUCCUCCACAUCGAAUUUUUUCGUGUGGUGCUUUAUCAGAUGCUUCUACAAUAGGACAAAUGCAAAAUUACGAAGUUGAUAUCGAAAAUACGUACUUAAAAUUAUCUCAGGAGAAUUCACAGAUUGUACCGCAGAAAAUUCGUAAAAUAAUCGAAAAAAUGAAAGAAAAUAAAUCUGUUUUUGAUGUAAUUUCCCUGGAUAGUACUAUUGAGGAUGUUCUAGAGAAACCGUAUGUUAGACCUUUUAUUCAUAAAGAACAUCAUGAUCUCUUAUGGAUACAAGAUAUUUAUAAACGUUUAUUUCUUUUUGAUGCACCCACUAACCUACUAUUAGAUCCAGAUCAAAGUGAACUUUCUUACUGGAAAAACUUUAUGAAUCCCAUUGUUGUUAAAGUUUUUGACGACAUCAUAGAUUUAAUCAAAGUAAAAAUAGGGAAAGUAGAAAACCAAUCGAACAAAACUCAAAGGAUUGAAACUCGUCAAUAUAAGCAACGCGUUAGUAUCGGGUGUUCCCAAGACAGGAUAUACUCUAUCAAUAUAAAUGCUACUAUUUUAGAAGUAGGGUUCUUAGAGGUUGUUGGUAACGCCCUUUAUACUGAUAUCAAAAAAUUAAGCGAAGAUACUGAAAAAGUGUUUAAGUGUAUGCAAAUUUCUAUUCAUUACCAAUGUCAACACUAUAUAUCACAUGGAGCAACAGAACAAGAAGUAUCUUCUAUAGA
Molecule: messenger RNA, 1031 nt
Organism: Funneliformis caledonium
Lineage: Eukaryota; Fungi; Glomeromycota; Glomeromycetes; Glomerales; Glomeraceae
Source: the annotation of a GenBank genome assembly